Penicillium longicatenatum is the source of this 1647-nucleotide messenger RNA. Its product is annotated as General alpha-glucoside permease. Gene Ontology annotation, biological process: carbohydrate transport; transmembrane transport. Gene Ontology annotation, molecular function: carbohydrate:proton symporter activity. The coding region runs from base 1 to 1647 and encodes 548 amino acids. The transcript is spliced from 2 exons. Gene Ontology annotation, cellular component: membrane. The record is from RefSeq and is a predicted model, not a curated record. NCBI's taxonomy places the organism in Eukaryota, Fungi, Ascomycota, Eurotiomycetes, Eurotiales, Aspergillaceae.
AUGCCGACGGUUUCUCCGGAGCAAGAUGCCGAGAAGAUUACUCCGUCUACCCCGGUAGCCACUAUGGCUGCCGAGGCCAAUCGGGCCACGCAAACAGAACACAAGAUGGGCCUAUGGCAGGGUAUUCGUACCUACCCACAUGCUGUGGGCUGGUCGGUUCUAUUUUCAUCCGCACUCAUCAUGGAGGGAUACGAUAAUGCGCUGAUUGCAAGUCUAUUUGCGUAUGGGCCGUUCCAGAAGGACUUUGGCGACAAGCUGACUGAUGGGACCUACCAAAUCACUGCUGCAUGGCAAUCGGGCCUUACCAAUGGCGCCCUGGUCGGAGAGCUCAUAGGUUUGCUCAUCAACGGCGUUAUUGCCGAGCGCUUUGGCUACAAAAAGAGCAUCAUUGGCUCUUUGAUUGCCUGUGUCGCUUUUGUAUUUAUCUUCUUCUUUGCGAAGACCUUGACCGUCUUACUUAUUGGGGAAAUUCUCAUUGGAAUUCCUUGGGGUCUUUUCCAGACUAUUACUACUACAUAUGCGUCUGAAGUAUGUCCGGUUGUGCUACGACCAUACCUGACGACCUAUGUCAAUCUUUGUUGGGUUAUUGGUCAAAUCAUUGCCUCGGGUGUUCUCAAAGCAAUGACCAGCCGUACUGAUGACUGGGGAUACAAGGUCCCAUUCGCACUACAAUGGAUGUGGCCCGUCCCAAUCAUGAUCGGUGUAGCCUUCGCUCCCGAGUCACCAUGGUGGCUAGUUCGCAAGGGACGGAUCGAAGAAGCCCGUCACGCCCUAGAACGUCUAACAGUACCCGGACAAGAUCCGAACUUUAACGUUGACGAAACUAUAUCCAUGAUACGUAGCACCAAUGAGCUUGAAAAGGAGAUUUCUGCGGGAACUUCUUAUCUCGAUUGUUUCACGGGCGUCGAUCUCCGUCGCACCGAGAUUGUCUGUCUGACAUGGGCCGCACAGCAGGUUUCCGGGUCAGCUUUCAUGGGGUACUCGACUUAUUUCUAUGAACAGGCUGGGCUGGCUACCAGUAAUGCAUUCACGUUGAGUAUGGUGCAGUAUAUCAUUGGUGCUAUCGGUACGUUACUAUCUUGGGUGUUCAUGGGCAAGGUUGGACGCCGAACACUAUAUGCCUAUGGACUUGGUGCCCAGAUGACGUUGUGUUUUAUCAUUGGGUGUCUGGGUAUCAUUCACAAGGGUAAUGUGGCUGCUCAGUGGGCUAUCGGCAGUCUCCUACUCGUGUACACAUUCUGUUAUGAUGCGAGCGUUGGCCCCGUUUGUUACUCGCUUGUUUCAGAGCUGAGCUCAACACGCCUGAGAGCGAAAUCUAUCGUCCUUGCGCGGAUCUCCUACAAUGUCACCGGUGUCAUUGUCAACAUUAUUACCCCGCGCAUGCUUAAUCCUUCAGCUUGGGAUUGGGGUGCUAAGUCUGGUUUCUUUUGGGCGGGUACAUCUUUUCUUUGUCUUGUGUGGGUCUUUUUCCGUUUGCCUGAGCCGAAGGGUCGAACGUAUGCCGAGCUGGAUUUGUUGUUUGAACGUAAGGUUUCGGCACGCGAAUUUAGCUCGGCAUUUGUGGAUCCGUUCUCUGUGCAUGAGAAAGAUCACGGGGAUGAGAAAAGGAUUAUCCAGCCUUCGGUAGAUAUCGUGGAGCACUUUUAG